Molecule: messenger RNA, 843 nt
Organism: Protopolystoma xenopodis
Lineage: Eukaryota; Metazoa; Platyhelminthes; Monogenea; Polystomatidea; Polystomatidae
Source: the annotation of a GenBank genome assembly
AUGGCGGCAGCGGCUGCCUCUGCUGAGAGCAACAUAUAUCUUCCUCAAGCCACCCAGCCUUCCAUUACCAACGAAGUUCAUCCUUGUCCCCAGGAUGAACCCCCUAUAUCAAAGCACCUAACAAGAUCUGUGACACGUACCGAGGGAAGUGAACUAGACUGCCACCAUUUUACUUCCACUAAACUGGAUGCAGAUCUGAUUAGACAUGAAAUGUACAAUUCUAAACAACUCUCGGAAACACUUGCCUUGUCAAACGCAUCAUGCAGCAGUUCUUCUUCAUUCGUAGCAAUAUCUGCCGCCAGUUCAAUUGCUCAACAUCUUGCCACAGAACCUAAUAUACUUCCAAAGGAUACUAAUCAGACCGAUGUAAAUGACGAAAUCGCUAUCGAGGAGGCUCUUGGCGCUGACGUCAGUAGUCAUGGAGAUACAGACUAUCUACUUGGUGGAGAACUUGAAGAUGUGGAUGUUGAAACAGACUGCCAGACGUCCCUACACUCAGCUGCAGAGGAAGUUGACACAGGUUCAUUAAAGUCUUUGCUCAAGGGUCCCAGCGAAAAGGAGCUUGGCCUAUUUGUAACAAAGUUCACUACUGUCGACUUGUCUGAGGACAAAGAACAAGGGUCCAUUGAAGGAGAAGGGGCUCUGUUGAAAAAGAGGUGUGUUGAAUAUGCAGUCUUCCAACGUGAAUGUGAGUCAUUCAACACAAACCUCAUCGUCUCUGAAGAACAUUACAGUAUCAUCGAAAGCCUGGAAGGCCAGCUUGCUUCGCAUGUGAGAAGGCAAAGCUCAGCCUUGACUAAUGAAAUAACGAAAAAAAUGAACACUCCAACUACAGAUGAUUAA